AUGUUCGUCUCAUCAACGACCCUCGCCGCUCUCACCCUCGUCGCCUCCCAUGUCGGCCCCGCCCUCGCGGCUCCAUACGGCGCACCGAGCCCCUACGGCUCACCAUUCGGAGAAGUAGCCGCGCAACGCGAAGGCGGGUACGGUCCAGAAGUUAUUAUCAAAGAGCCCGCUGCGGCUCCCGCACAACCUGAGGCGGAGCAGCCUGCUGCUGCUGGAGGUGAGGGCGCGGAGGGUGAGGGCGAGACGCCUACGGCUGAGUCCGAGCCUGCUGCUGAGUCGGGCGCGGAGGAGGAGGAGGCUGAGCCUGCUGCUGGCGAGUCCGCCGAGGGCGAGACUGAGGCAGCUGAACCCGCUGCUGGCGAGACUGAGCCUGCCGCCGGCGAAGGCGAGGCCGCGGGGGAAACGGCAACUGGCGAGACUGAGGCUGCUGGUGAGGGCGAGACCGAGGCAUCCGGCGAAGCUGGUGCUACUGGUGAGACUGAGCCGGCGGCUACGGAAUCUACCGGCGAAGCAGAGCCCGCUACCGAAGAGCCUUCUGCGUCAACUACUGAGGGCGAGGCUGGCGCGACUGGCGAAGGCGCAGAAACGACCGCUGAAGAGGGCGCGCCCGGCGAGGAAGGCGCAACUGCCGAGACGGGCGCGACUGGGGAGGAAGGCGCCGAGACCGCAACGACAGAAGGUGCCGCACCCACGGCGCGCGCUGCAGUGUCGAAUGCUAUCAACCAAGCCGCCAACUCUCCCGCCCGUCGUUCUCCCAAACAGUCGAUUCCUCUCCGCCGCGCUCUUGACCUCAUGAGCCGUGAUGAGUUGGUGGAGGUUAUCGCGCGCGCAUUGUCUGCGCGGGGCAUUGAUCACCUUGACUGA
Messenger RNA from Peniophora sp. CBMAI 1063, 864 nucleotides. The record is from the annotation of a GenBank genome assembly. Lineage: Eukaryota; Fungi; Basidiomycota; Agaricomycetes; Russulales; Peniophoraceae.